Molecule: messenger RNA, 1149 nt
Organism: Aspergillus oryzae RIB40
Lineage: Eukaryota; Fungi; Ascomycota; Eurotiomycetes; Eurotiales; Aspergillaceae
Product: SDR family oxidoreductase
Exons: 5
Coding region: 1-1149 (382 amino acids)
Source: RefSeq, a predicted model, not a curated record
AUGAGUCCUCUAUCAGGCAAAGUCGCUUUCGUCGCAGGUGCCAAUGGCAUUAGUGGUUUCGCAAUCAUCGAGCACUUAGUUCGGCAGCCUAAGACUGAGUGGUCGAAAAUUAUCGUCACCUCCAGACGCCCCCUGGCAUAUUUCUGGCCUGAUCCUCGUGUGGAAUUUGUGGCCGUGGAUUUCCUCGAACCGGUAGAGAAGAUCGUCGCAAAGCUGAGGAAUAUCUGUGCGCCUGUUACUCAUACAUACUUCACCUCGUACGUGCACCAUGAUGACUUUAGGGUCCUGAAAGAAAAGAACGUACCCUUGUUCAAGAACUUUAUGGAUGCGGUGGAUGAAGUCUGCCCGAAUCUGGAGCGGGUUUGCCUUCAAACUGGUGGAAAGUACUACGGUGUUCACCUUGGACCUGUCAAGUUCCCUCUAUCGGAGGACAUGCCGAGAUAUGACGAUAAGGGUUACAACUUCUACUACGUCCAGGAAGAUUAUCUGAAGGAGGCGCAGAAAAAACGAAACACAUGGUCCUGGAACGUCAUCCGCCCGAACGCAAUCAAUGGAUUUGCUCCCCACGCAAACGGAAUGUCCGAAGCCCUAACCGUGGCAAUCUACAUGUUGAUCUGCCGUGAGCUUGGCCAGCCUGCUCAGUUCCCAGGCAACGAGUAUUUCUGGAACUCUAUCGACGACAAUUCUUACGCGCCUAGCUUGGCUGAUUUGACUAUCCACGCUACGACAAAGGACCACUGCAAGAACGAAGACUUCCUCCAUUGCAACGGAGAUGUCUUUGUGUGGAAAUACCUGUGGCAGGAUGUUGCCAAAUACUUCGGCGUUGAGGCCCCCGAGCCUCAGUUCAACAAGGCCACCGGCCAAGCCGAUACUCUCAACAACGAAAUCGACAUGGUAGAGUGGGCCAAAGACAAGCGUCCCAUUUGGGAAGCCGUGGUAAAGAAGUACGGAGGUAAGGUCGAAGCGUUCGACUGGGGCACCUGGGGCUUCUUCAACUGGGCAACCGGCAAGUCUUGGUGCACAAUCUCAUCCGUUAACAAGGCGAGGAAGUACGGUUGGCAGCGGACAGACGAUACCUACGAAACCUGGAUUGAGACCUAUCGGUCUUUUGAGAAUGCAGGUGUGUUGCCUAGCCACACAGCCCUUUAG